Messenger RNA from Lasiodiplodia theobromae, 1119 nucleotides. RefSeq lists its product as uncharacterized. Bases 1 to 1119 code for a protein of 372 amino acids. Gene Ontology annotation, molecular function: oxidoreductase activity, acting on the CH-OH group of donors, NAD or NADP as acceptor. NCBI's taxonomy places the organism in Eukaryota, Fungi, Ascomycota, Dothideomycetes, Botryosphaeriales, Botryosphaeriaceae. The record is from RefSeq and is a predicted model, not a curated record. The transcript has a single exon.
AUGUCGAAAGGAAAGAUCAUGAUAACCGGAGCGACCGGCUACAUCGGCUCCGCGAUCCUUGUCGCGGCUCUGCGCUCAGGUUACACGGCAAACGUCGUGGUCCGCAGCGAGGCCAAGCGCGAGCAGGUCGCGACCGCGCCAGCCCUACUCGCCGCCGCUCCAGGCAACGACGUCAACGCCGUGUGCCAAUUCUUCACGGUUCCCGACCUCGCGGCGAAGGGCGCGCUGGACGCGGCGACGCGCGGGUGCGACUACGUGAUCCACGCGGCGUCGCCCAUCCCGUUCGUCGAGUGCGCGCCCGAGGAGCAGCGCGCCACCAUCCUCGAGCCGGCCGUGGCGUGCACUUUGUCGGCGCUGGAGAGCGCAAAGGCAGCAGGCGGAACAGUCAAGCGCGUCGUGUGCACGUCUUCCAUCGGCGCCUUCGUGGAACCCGCCAUGCUGGGGUCCGAGUGGGCGCCGCCGGCGGCAGGCCAGAACGUCUACGUCAACGAGGCCUCGCUGCAGCCGGACCGCGAGCCGCCCUUCGUGGACAUGGCGACGGCGUACUGCGCGAGCAAGACGGCCGCGCUGCGCCGCAGCCUCGAGUGGAUGGAGCGCGAGGGCGCGCAAAACGUCGGCUUCGACCUCGUCGCGCUCGGCCCGGCCUACGUGUGCGGCCGCCACCCGCUCGCCGCUUCUACCAAGGACCUGUGGGCCACGAGCAACUGGCGCUUCUUGCGUCUGUUCGCUGCAGGCAAGCCCGAGCCCGGCGCCGUCGCGCCGCCGCCUGAGGCGGCUUGCGGCACGCACAUCGACGACGUGGUUGACUUGCACCUGAUGGCCCUGGACCGCGAGAAGAUCAAGACGAAGGCUGAGGGCGAGCCCGGUGCGGGCACCGAGUUUUUCACGACCGGCGUCGACAUGCGCUGGGAGGAUGUGAACGAGCUGACGGCGAAGCUGUUCCCGAAGGAGGUCGAGGCGGGCAUCUUGCCGAAUGGUGGGUACGCGGGGACGUACAAGGAGUUGAAAUUUUACAGCGACAAGGUCGAGAAGGCGUUCGGGAUCAAGUUGAAAGGGCUGGAAGAGAUGGUGGGCAGUCUCGUGCCGCAGUACCUGGAACUAUUGGAGAAAGAGAAAUAG